This is a messenger RNA of Felis catus (domestic cat), 1956 nucleotides long. RefSeq names its product leucine rich adaptor protein 1 like (gene LURAP1L). The record is from RefSeq and is a predicted model, not a curated record. The coding region runs from base 4 to 684 and encodes 226 amino acids. Lineage: Eukaryota; Metazoa; Chordata; Mammalia; Carnivora; Felidae. The transcript has 2 exons. Gene Ontology annotation, biological process: positive regulation of canonical NF-kappaB signal transduction.
GUCAUGGAAGACGGCCCGCUGCCAGACCUCAGAGACAUCGAGCUGAAGCUAGGGCGCAAAGUACCCGAGAGCCUAGUGCGCUCGCUCCGUGGGGAGGAGCCGGUUCCCCUGGAAAGGGACAGGGACCCCUGCGGGGGGAGCGGCGGCGGCGGCGGCUGCAGUAGCAGCAGCAGCAGCAGCAGCUGCAGCCUCCCCCCCUCCCUGUCGUCGUCCUCCUCGUCCUCUCCAACCUCUGGCUCCCCACGUCGUAGCCACUGCAGCGCCCUGGAGAGGCUGGAAACCAAGCUGCACUUCCUUAGGCGAGAGAUGGUUAACCUCAGAGCCACAGAUGUGAGGCUCAUGCGCCAGUUGCUUGUUAUCAACGAGAGCAUUGAGUCCAUCAAGUGGAUGAUUGAAGAGAAGGCCACCAUUACCAGCCGAGGAAGCAGUCUCAGUGGCAGCCUGUGCAGUUUAUUGGAGAGUCAGAGCACCUCCUUACGUGGCAGCUACAAUAGCCUGCAUGAUGGCAGUGAUGGGCUGGAUGGCAUCUCCGUGGGGAGCUUUCUGGACACUCUGGCAGAUGAUGUCCCAGGCCAUCAGACCCCAUCAGACUUGGACCAAUUCAGUGACAGCUCCAUAAUAGAGGACUCACAAGCACUGCACAAGCACCCCAAACUGGAUUCUGAAUACUACUGCUUUGGCUAAUGACCCAGUUUUUUGCAUGGGAUUGGUGUGCAAUUAACUUGUAUUUAUCCUUCUUCUCCGCUGCUAUCUUUUUGGUGUGAUUUUUUUUUUAUAUAUAUAUAUAUGACAACCUUUUUAAAAGAAGCUUAUUUUGAAACUGCUUGAUGAUAAUUCUGUUGCUCCUAAUAUUUCUCAUCUGGACUGAUCUUUCUCUCGUACAUCUCUAUUUUUAUUUAUUACAAUGAUUUUUCUCCCUUCUUUACAGUGGCACAAGUAAAGUAGGGGGAAAAAGAAUAAGCAAUAAUUAUGUUUUUGCUUUUGUUUUCAGAGCAAGGGGUCAGGGAUUACCAAAAAAUAAAUCUUUGCUAAAUUUUACAAUAAACCAAAGUCUGACAACAGUUUAUUUUGUUCUUUGUAUGCUUAAACAAUUCAAAGUUUCAUUUUCCAGAACAUACUGAAGUUUAUUAGGAUUUGUAUCGUAGGUUGGACAAAAGAGUUGCAACAAACGUAGGCAUUAUUUGUAGGCAAAAACUUCCUAGUUAUAAAAACAAACAAUACAGCUAGUCACAUACUUCCACGUGGCAAUUAUUCGGAAGCCACAACUCUGUGAAAUCUGCUCACUUCAACUUUGAGUUCAUACUUUGGAUCGUACUUUUGUCUUUAGUGACUCUAACUCAAACUAUAUAAGCUUAGUUGUGUGAUAAUGUAUAGGAUUCUCCCAGAUUUCAAAGAAUAAUUGAGGUUAGAUACAUGAAGGUGAUUAGAGAGGUUCUAACUUGUAUUUUGAGAUUUUGUUGACAUUUGUUUAUAGGUGUUUUGUGAUUCUGAUAUGAUAUACAAACACAUAAAUCACAUAUAUGGAUGGAUGGAUGGAUGGAUGGAUGAAGUGGGAAUUAGAAUCACCAUUUGUGAAGUCUAAUAUAUCUGUCAUCCUGGAGUAAAAAAUCUCUUAGUUUUCUGAAAUGACAUCCAAAAAUAUAACUCAUGUAGUAAACAAACAUUUCAUUUUGGUGUGUUAUGAAUCUUCCACAUUCUUUUACCUAAAUGAUUCCUCAUGAGUGAAUUAUUGAGAUUUCAAACUGUUCUUUGUAAAUAUGUUUCUGUACUAAACACCUUACAGUAUGAAUCAAAAAGCCUUCCUAUUUAUAAUUGAAAAAUGUCCAUACUUGAGAAAUGGUUUCCCCAAAUUUCCUUUGUUGAUAUAUAACUAUUACACUCUUGUCAAAUGUAUUGUUUGCUUCCAGAACAUAUGUUAUUCCAUUUCCAAUUAAAAUCUAUAGGGUCUAUAUUUUA